This is a messenger RNA of Hydractinia symbiolongicarpus, 1559 nucleotides long. RefSeq lists its product as uncharacterized. The record is from RefSeq and is a predicted model, not a curated record. Bases 418 to 1164 code for a protein of 248 amino acids. Lineage: Eukaryota; Metazoa; Cnidaria; Hydrozoa; Anthoathecata; Hydractiniidae. The transcript is spliced from 3 exons.
GAAAAUAAGUGGUUUAUAUUUUCAUAUCAAUAGAAAACAGAAAGGAAUAAAUAUACAAGUGAGAGAUUCCUGUCAAUGGAUAAUAGCUCUGUUGCACAUUUCCGAUUCUGACAGACUUAAAAAGAAAUCAAAGUCACCAAUAUGUUUUAAAUAUUUUGAACACUGCACAGUUCACGGAGAACGCUAUCUUUGAAGAGGUGACGAAGAGUGACAGGUUUCAAGUUCUGUUUUACUUUAAUUUAAAAUUUAGGAGAAGGGAUCGUUAAAAGCGUCCAGAACCUGUUCUUCCAUCAUCACCUAACAAUCGAUCCAACCAGAUUGGAACUGAAGGUUUUUUGGAACUGAGCAAAAGAAGAAAGAAACGGGAAAGCAAGCAGGCUUGCUUUGGUGAAUACGUUCAGUAACAAAAAAUUAGCAAUGUGGAUGUUUACUUUACUCUGGUCACACUUACUAGUGUUCACUUGUGUGCAAGCGGUGGAGAGCAGCUAUGACACAGUUGAUCGGCUUUUGUCACAGCUCGAUGCUUCUCAUAGAAAUGAAAGAAGAGAAUGGCACACUAGAACACAAACCUUGCAAGAUGAUUUGAAAAGAACAGCAUCUGAACUACUAAAGUACAUUGAGUUGCGAAAUCACAUCAGCGUUGGCAAUAAAAGAAGUCGCAACAACAAAAGAAACAUUGCCCCAAAUGACUAUUAUCGAGAUGCGAUAUUAAAAAUAUUGCAGCGAAGCGCGUACCAUACAAAUGGCGUAACAUCGAACGCGAAAUCUGCUCUUUGGGGCCAUGGUAGUAUAAAGACCACAGUGUUUCAUGGUGACGAAAAUAAGGAGAGAACUAAAGCGGACGGCCCGAGCAGUACCACUAUAUUUCAUGGGAAAAGAAACACAUUUAGACAGCAUGGUGGGGAACAAAGAGAAAUGAAUGAAGCAGGGAACCCGAGUAGCACAAGCGUGUUUCAUGGAAAAAGAGAUCUACUGCUGGAUUUUCUUGAAGGAAAUAGAAAGGUGAAGAAAGACGUUUUUGAAUCUCCAUCAAGCAGCGCGGUAUUUCAUGGAAAACGUGGGAAAUACUUGGAAAGUAUCGAGAAAAAUAUGAAUUUUGAGGAAAGGAAAAAUUUUGAUGCACUGCUUAUGAAGUUGGAAAAAGAAAUUAGAGAUAGACUUUAGGGGCUAAGAAGUGCUUGUAAAAUCGUUUUUUCUCAUUUCAAACAAUUAAUUUAAACAUAGGAGUGUGCAUGUAUAGAACUCAAUUUUUUUCUUUUUAAUGAAUGAGUUAAAUUUGACAGAUAAAACCACUUUUUUCUUUUUAAGCUCCGUAGUUUGUUAAAAGGCUGACAUACAUAAAAUUAAAAUUCAUACCGCAUUCCCUCUAAUAUAAGACCCAUCUUCUAUUACAUGAAGACAUCUCUGAAAAGGGGUUAGUAUAAGAGGGAUUAUAUUAUUCCUAGAAUGAGGUUAAUAAAGGUAAACGAAAUAAAAGUUAUGUCACAAACUCUUUUUUUCUCUAACUUUUGCUUUCACUCUAUGUAAAUGUUUUUACGUAAUAUCAUUGUCUGAGUCAA